AUGACGCUUUCCACUCUUACAUCCCCUUUAAUUGACACCUCUUCUUCUUUGCUGCUUACUCACCCUAAAUCAGGGGUUCUUGUUACUAACCAAACAGUAGCUGGAUGGGGAAGAAGCAUCAGGGGAGCUCAGGUGCUUAGCUCAGAGUCUACCAUUAGUUCAGUGUUGGAUAUGUCAAUUCGUUCACUCCCUGGUGAUCAUGGACUUCCUUUACAACAGGCUUUGCCAGAUGUCCCACAGGGAAUGGUGGAUGCUGUAAACAGGGGUGGAGAGCUAUUUUCAAAUUUAACUGCAGGGACACUUGAACAGAUAACUUAA
Lactuca saligna is the source of this 318-nucleotide messenger RNA. NCBI's taxonomy places the organism in Eukaryota, Viridiplantae, Streptophyta, Magnoliopsida, Asterales, Asteraceae. The record is from the annotation of a GenBank genome assembly.